This is a messenger RNA of Beta vulgaris subsp. vulgaris (sugar beet), 1156 nucleotides long. RefSeq lists its product as hypothetical. NCBI's taxonomy places the organism in Eukaryota, Viridiplantae, Streptophyta, Magnoliopsida, Caryophyllales, Amaranthaceae. The transcript has 5 exons. The coding region runs from base 71 to 1042 and encodes 323 amino acids. The record is from RefSeq and is a predicted model, not a curated record.
GGCCCAAGAAUCAACAGUGGCUAACUUGCCAUCCUUCUCUAUGCCAUUAACACCACUCUAAUAAAUUUCAAUGGCCAACUUAUUCACUCUUUCUUCCCCUUCCACUACUGCAACAUUCUACCGCCAAAUUUCACACCCAAUUUUUAGAAACCCGUCAUUUUUUGAGCAAUCCCAUUAUAGUGCUAGAUUUUCCCAUUCUGUGAGAGUAAAAUCAGCUAGCUCGGCUAUGGCUGCUGCUGAUACUACUAAGACUAAAGUUGUUCCUGCCAUUAUUGUUGGGGGUGGAAGAGUUGGGAAAGCACUUGAAGACAUGGGUAAUGGUGAUGAUUUGUUGAUUAAAAGAGGUGAAUCUGUGCCACUUGAUUUUCCUGGACCUAUUUUGGUUUGUACUAGAAAUGAUGAUCUUGAGGCUGUUCUUCAAGUCACUCCUCAAGCUCGUUGGAGCGAUUUGGUCUUUUUCCAGAAUGGGAUGCUGGAACCCUGGUUUCGCGAGAAAGGUCUUGGUGAUCCUGACCAAGUUUUGGCAUAUUUUGCGGUGUCAAAGCUUGGAGAGCCACCAAUUGAUGGUAAGACAGACACUAAUCCAGAAGGUCUGACAGCAGCAUUUGGCAAAUGGGGUUCUGCUAUAGCGGAAAGAUUGCUUGUUGGAGGCCUUUCUUGUAAGGUACUUGAUAAGGAAGCAUUUCAGAAGCAGAUGUUAGAGAAACUGAUUUGGAUUGCAGCAUUCAUGCUUGUUGGAGCCCGUCAUCCUGGAGCCACAGUGGGUGCCGUAGAGAAGGAAUACCGGUCUGAGGUCUCAGACCUCAUUGCUGAACUUGCGUCAGCAGCUGCUGCUGAAAAGGGCUUUGUUUUUGAAGAAGGAAUAGAAGAGAGAUUAUGUGCUUAUUCACGUGCUGUUGCACACUUCCCCACUGCAGUGAAAGAGUUUAAAUGGAGAAAUGGGUGGUUCUAUUCACUCUCCGAGAAGGCAAUAUCUGAAGGCAAACCAGAUCCCUGCCCCCUUCACACAGCAUGGCUAAAAGAAUUGAAUAUUGUGAAGUAGACUCGACAUGCAAGAUUUAAAAGAGUAUGUGAAAGACCAGACUUCCUUAUGUCAAUCUCUAUUGUAGUUACAAUCCAAACCUAAUAAAGAAUUGACCACUUUUUUUUGCUUAUA